AAAGCAAAUCCGCGUCCAAAGAUUUUUCUUCUCAUUUGAUUGUUUUCUUCUCGUUUCAAAUUUGUUCGUCAGGUGAACAUAAGAGUAAAAAACUUUUAAAAAAACUUCCGUUUCAAUCCUCGUCAAGCGAUUUUCUCCAUGUCGAUGACAACUGUCAAAGUGAGCAAUGUUUCUCUCGGAGCAACCGAGCGAGACCUCAAGGAGUUCUUUUCCUUCUCUGGUGAUAUCAUGUACCUUGAGACGCAGAGCGAGACAGAACGGACUAAAUUGGCGUAUGUCACUUUCAAGGAUCUACAAGGAGCUGAGACUGCUGUUCUUCUCUCGGGAGCAACGAUUGUUGAUUCUUCAGUCAUUGUCACUAUGGCCCCGGAUUACCAACUAUCUCCUGAGGCUUUAGCUUCCUUGGAACCCAAGGACAGCAGCAAAUCUCCCCGGGCAGGUGAUUCUGUGUUGAGAAAAGCCGAAGACGUUGUAAGCAGCAUGCUUGCAAAGGGGUUCAUACUGGGAAAAGAUGCCAUAGCCAAAGCCAAGAACGUUGAUGAGAAACACCAGCUAACAUCAACUGCAUCAGCCAAAGUCGCAUCUCUCGACAAGAAAAUCGGUUUCACGGAUAAGAUCAACACGGGAACAGUCGUUGUGGGAGACAAAGUCAGGGAAGUUGAUCAGAAGUACCAAGUCUCGGAGAAAACCAAAUCAGCAAUCGCUGCAGCGGAGCAGACAGUGAGCAAUGCAGGUUCAGCUAUAAUGAAGAACCGGUAUGUUCUCACGGGUGCUACGUGGGUCACUGGAGCAUUCAACAAAGUGGCCAAAGCUGCGGAAGAAGUUGGACAAAAGGCGAAAGAGAAAGUUGGCAUGGCUGAGGAAGAGGAGAAGAGGAAAGUGGUUGAUGAGUUUGCUAGAGUUCACUUGUCUGAAUCACCAAAGGCGGCAUCAUCAAAGCAAGAAGAUGAACAUGAACCGAAACUCUCUGAAUCUCAUGAAGCAAAGAAAGAACCUGAACAUCAUGAGCCGCAGCCGCAGCCGCAACAGCAACCGCAAACGCAAACGCAGCAGCAACAGUCUCCUCCACCUGUGGCGCCGGCUCAACUUUAAGAUAUGCAGGCUAGUAAAAGACCUCUCUGAUUCUUGUUGUAAAAGGGUAAUACUUGGAACUAUUCUCUCUUGGAUUGUUGAAAAUGACGAUCGAACUUGUUAUUUAGGACAAAAACUUGUGUUAUUGUAACAUUGGAUUCAAUGGUCGGUUUGGUAAUUAGGCCUGGAAAAA
This is a messenger RNA of Eutrema salsugineum, 1264 nucleotides long. RefSeq names its product binding partner of ACD11 1. The record is from RefSeq and is a predicted model, not a curated record. The coding region runs from base 139 to 1092 and encodes 317 amino acids. Gene Ontology annotation, molecular function: RNA binding. NCBI's taxonomy places the organism in Eukaryota, Viridiplantae, Streptophyta, Magnoliopsida, Brassicales, Brassicaceae. The transcript has 5 exons.